Messenger RNA from Physeter macrocephalus (sperm whale), 10504 nucleotides. RefSeq names its product bromodomain and WD repeat domain containing 3 (gene BRWD3). The transcript has 41 exons. The record is from RefSeq and is a predicted model, not a curated record. The coding region runs from base 196 to 5598 and encodes 1800 amino acids. Gene Ontology annotation, cellular component: nucleus. Gene Ontology annotation, biological process: regulation of transcription by RNA polymerase II; regulation of cell shape; cytoskeleton organization. NCBI's taxonomy places the organism in Eukaryota, Metazoa, Chordata, Mammalia, Artiodactyla, Physeteridae. Gene Ontology annotation, molecular function: protein binding.
UCAGCUCUUGGGCUAGAAUAUCUAUGGGUCGAAACGUGAUGCGAUGAAUCCGAGAGAGACCGAAACUGGGACGAGGAGUGCGGCGGAAGCGGCGGGACUCCUGGGCAUGGGGGCUUUACCACAAUAGAGGCAGCAUCCCCACCCGCCCCCGCCAGCCCCUCUGGAGCAAAUCCCCCAAACCCCCUCGGGAAAAGGAUGGCGGCGGCACCUACCCAGAUCGAAGCCGAGCUGUAUUACCUGAUCGCUAGAUUCUUGCAGUCCGGACCCUGCAACAAAUCCGCUCAGGUGCUAGUGCAGGAGCUCGAGGAGCAUCAGCUUAUUCCGCGCCGCUUAGACUGGGAGGGGAGAGAGCACCGAAGAAGCUUCGAGGAUCUGGUGGCAGCCAAUGCACACAUUCCUCCAGACUACCUCCUUAAAAUUUGUGAGCGGAUUGGUCCCUUACUAGAUAAGGAGAUCCCUCAGAGUGUUCCUGGGGUACAGACAUUACUAGGUGUUGGUCGGCAGUCUCUGUUACGGGAUGCCAAAGACUGUAAGAGUACACUAUGGAAUGGCUCUGCUUUUGCAGCUCUACAUAGAGGCAGACCUCCAGAACUACCUGUAAAUUAUGUGAAACCUCCAAAUGUGGUGAAUAUCACCUCUGCCAGGCAAUUAACCGGAUGUAGUCGCUUCAGCCAUAUUUUCCCUUCAUCUGCUUACCAGCACAUUAAGAUGCAUAAGAGAAUUCUGGGACACUUGUCAUCUGUCUACUGUGUAGCAUUUGACCGAAGUGGGAGAAGAAUUUUUACAGGUUCAGAUGACUGUUUGGUGAAAAUUUGGGCAACAGAUGACGGUCGCCUUCUUGCUACACUUCGAGGGCACUCUGCUGAAAUUUCUGACAUGGCUGUUAACUAUGAAAACACUCUCAUUGCCGCAGGCAGCUGUGAUAAAGUUGUAAGAGUGUGGUGUCUUCGAACUUGUGCACCAGUUGCAGUCCUUCAGGGACAUUCAGCUUCUAUUACUUCCAUACAGUUUUGUCCAUCAACUAAAGGCACAACCAGAUACCUCACUUCUACUGGUGCUGAUGGAACUAUCUGUUUCUGGCAAUGGCAUGUAAAAACAAUGAAGUUUAAAGAUCGUCCAGUGAAAUUUACUGAGAGAUCUAGACCUGGAGUUCAGAUAUCUUGUUCAUCUUUCAGUUCUGGUGGUAUGUUCAUUACAACAGGUAGCACUGACCAUGUGAUUAGAAUAUAUUAUUUGGGUUCUGAGAUCCCUGAGAAAAUUGCUGAAUUAGAGUCACAUACGGACAAGGUUGUUGCUGUUCAGUUCUGUAACAAUGGAGACAGUUUAAGAUUUGUUAGUGGAAGUAGAGAUGGAACGGCAAGAAUUUGGCAAUAUCAGCAACAAGAGUGGAAGAGUAUAGUGCUAGAUAUGGCUACUAAAAUGACUGGGAAUAAUUUGCCAUCUGGAGAAGACAAGGUCACUAAACUUAAGGUGACUAUGGUGGCCUGGGAUCGCUAUGAUACCACAGUUAUUACUGCAGUGAACAAUUUCCUUUUGAAAGUAUGGAAUUCUAUCACAGGCCAACUUCUUCAUACUUUAUCCGGACAUGAUGAUGAAGUAUUUGUUUUGGAAGCACAUCCAUUUGAUCAAAAGAUCAUACUUUCGGCAGGUCAUGAUGGGAACAUUUUUAUUUGGGACCUUGACCGGGGGACCAAAAUUCGGAAUUAUUUUAACAUGAUUGAAGGUCAAGGCCAUGGUGCAGUGUUUGACUGUAAAUUUUCACCAGAUGGAAACCAUUUUGCCUGCACUGAUUCUCAUGGGCAUUUGCUGCUUUUUGGAUUUGGAUGCAGUAAAUACUAUGAAAAGAUUCCAGAUCAGAUGUUCUUCCAUACGGAUUAUCGACCUCUUAUCCGUGAUGCCAACAACUAUGUAUUGGAUGAACAAACCCAACAAGCUCCUCAUCUCAUGCCUCCCCCAUUCUUGGUGGAUGUUGAUGGAAAUCCUCAUCCCACAAAAUUCCAAAGGCUAGUACCAGGACGGGAAAAUUGUAAAGAUGAACAGCUUAUACCACAGCUGGGAUAUGUGGCUAAUGGUGAUGGUGAAGUAGUAGAACAGGUAAUUGGGCAACAAACCAAUGACCAAGAUGAGAGCAUUCUUGAUGGAAUAAUCAGGGAGUUACAAAGAGAACAAGAUCUGAGGCUAAUUAAUGAAGGAGAUGUUCCACAUUUUCCAAUUAAUAGGUCAUAUUCUGCUAAUGGUGCUCUGAGAAAUCCAAAUAUGGACAUAUCUUCUUCCCCAAACAUUGGACUCCGACGUAGUGGUCAAAUUGAAGGUGUCCGACAAAUGCAUAACAAUGCUCCUAGAAGCCAGAUGGCCACUGAAAGAGAUCUCAUGGCAUGGAGCAGAAGAGUGGUGGUCAAUGAACUAAAUAAUGGGGUUAGUAGGGUUCAGGAAGAAUGUCGAACUGCUAAAGGUGACAUAGAAAUCAGUCUUUAUACAGUUGAAAAGAAGAAAAAGCCAUCUUAUGCUACCCAAAGGAAUGAUUAUCCGCCUAGCUGUGGGCGGUCUUUACGAAGGACACAACGCAAACGUCAGCAUACUUACCAAACACGAUCCAACAUAGAGCAUAAUUCACAAGCAUCAUGUCAAAAUUCAGGUGUACAGGAAGACUCAGAUAGCUCCUCAGAGGAAGAUGAAACAGUUGGCACAAGUGAUGCUUCUAUAGAGGAUCCUGUUAUUGAAUGGCAAAGUGAAAGUUCCUCCAGUGAUUCAUCAAGUGAAUAUUCUGAUUGGACAGCAGAUGCUGGAAUAAAUUUGCAACCUCCAAAAAGGCAAACGAGACAGGCAACACGGAAAGUAUGCAGCAGCUCUGAGGAGGAGAAUUUGAAGUCACUUGAAGAACGGCAAAAGAAACCUAAACAGACUAGAAAGAAGAAAGGAGGACUGGUUUCUAUGGCAGGUGAGCCCAAUGAAGAAUGGUUUGCCCCUCAGUGGAUCUUGGAUACCAUACCACGACGUUCCCCGUUUGUCCCACAGAUGGGAGAUGAGCUUAUAUAUUUUAGGCAAGGACAUGAAGCUUAUGUACGGGCUGUAAGAAAAUCAAAAAUAUACAGCGUUAACCUACAAAAACAGCCAUGGAAUAAAAUGGAUCUCAGGGAACAAGAAUUUGUUAAGAUUGUAGGAAUCAAAUAUGAGGUUGGACCACCUACACUGUGCUGCUUGAAGCUCGCAUUUCUGGACCCCAUUUCAGGCAAAAUGACUGGAGAAUCUUUUUCCAUUAAGUAUCAUGACAUGCCAGAUGUCAUUGACUUCCUUGUGCUACAUCAGUUUUAUAAUGAAGCCAAAGAAAGGAACUGGCAGAUUGGUGAUAGAUUCCGCAGUAUAAUAGAUGAUGCCUGGUGGUUUGGGACCGUGGAGAGUCAGCAGCCUUUUCAACCAGAGUAUCCUGAUAGUUCUUUCCAGUGUUACAGUGUUCACUGGGACAAUAAUGAGAGAGAAAAGAUGAGUCCCUGGGAUAUGGAGCCAAUUCCAGAAGGAACUGCCUUUCCAGAUGAAGUUGGUGCUGGUGUUCCUGUGUCCCAGGAGGAAUUGACUGCUUUGCUAUACAAACCUCAGGAAGGAGAGUGGGGGGCUCAUUCCAGAGAUGAGGAAUGUGAACGAGUUAUUCAGGGCAUCAACCACCUUCUUUCCCUGGAUUUUGCCAGCCCUUUUGCUGUUCCAGUGGAUCUCAGUGCCUAUCCCUUGUAUUGUACUGUAGUUGCUUAUCCAACUGACCUCAACACCAUCAGGCGGAGACUUGAAAAUCGCUUUUACAGGAGAAUAUCAGCAUUAAUGUGGGAAGUACGCUACAUUGAGCAUAAUGCUAGGACUUUCAAUGAGCCAGACAGUCCUAUAGUUAAAGCAGCCAAAAUUGUAACUGAUGUCUUACUUCGAUUUAUUGGGGAUCAGAGCUGUACUGAUAUACUGGAUACUUAUAAUAAAAUUAAAGCAGAAGAACUAAACAGUACUGAUGCAGAGGAGGAUACAGAAAUGGUUGACUUAGAUUCAGAUGGUCCUGGUACUUCAUCUGGAAGAAGGGUCAAAUGCCGAGGCAGAAGACUGUCUUUAAAGUGUAAUCCUGAUGCUUGGAGAAAACAGUGCACAGAACUGUUGGGCCUCAUUUAUGAACGUGAAGACUCAGAGCCAUUUCGACAGCCAUCUGAUCCUCUUUCCUACCCAGGCCAUCAAGAGCAAGAGGGCGAAUCCUCUGAGUCAGUUAUUCCAGAACGACAACAAGAUCUGUCUCUUUGUGAGGAUUGUCAUGUUAUAGACACUCCUAUGGACUUCAGCACUGUGAAAGAAACUUUGGAAGCAGGAAACUAUGGUAGUCCUCUGGAAUUUUAUAAGGAUGUUCGCCAAAUAUUCAGCAACUCCAAAGCUUAUACCUCUAAUAAAAAGUCAAGGAUCUAUAGCAUGACAUUGCGAUUAUCUGCCUUAUUUGAAAGUCAUAUUAAAAAUAUCAUCUCUGAAUAUAAGUCAGCAAUCCAGAGUCAGAAGAGGAGAAGGCCACGGUACAGAAAACGUCUAAGAAGCAGCAGCAGUUCAUUAUCUAGUAGCAGAGCUCCUAGUCCAAAAGGGAAACAGAAACAAAUGAAGUUACAGCCUAAAAAUGACCAGAAUACCUCAGUGUCUUAUGCCAGGACUAGCUCUCCUUUCUCAUCUCCUGUUUCAGAUGCUGCUGAAGGGCUGUCACUGUAUUUACUUGAUGAUGAACUGGAUGGGCCGUUUUCUUCAUCGAGCUUCAGUGGAUAUAGCCGAAGUGGAAAUAGCCAUGACCCAGGGAAAGCCAAAUCAUUUCGAAAUAAAGUUUUGCCAAUUAAACAAGAUCACUUCCUUGAUGGACCUCUUACAAAUGGUGAUGGCAGAGAGCCCCGGGCAGGAAUCAAGAGAAAACUACUUAGUGCAUCAGAAGAAGAUGAGAGCAUGGGAAGAGAAGAGAAAGAGAAAAAAGAAACAAAAGAGAAAUCACAUUUAUCUUCCUCAGAGAGUGGAGAGUUAGGAUCCAGUUUAAGUUCUGAAAGUACCUGUGGUUCUGAUUCUGACUCUGAAUCAACUUCCAGAACAGAUCAAGAUUACGUAGAUGGAGACCAUGACUAUAGCAAAUUCAUACAAACUAGGCCUAAAAGAAAACUCAGAAAGCAAUAUGCCAAUGGAAAAAGAAACUGGAAGACGAGAGGCACGGGAGGAAGAGGCAGAUGGGGCAGAUGGGGUAGAUGGAGUAGAGGAGGCAGAGGAAGAGGAGGCAGGGGACGAGGCAGUCGAGGAAGAGGUGGAGGUGGCACGAGAGGGAGAGGGAGAGGGAGAGGAGGAAGAGGUGCUUCUAGAGGAGCCACCAGAGCCAAACGUGCACGUAUUGCAGAUGAUGAAUUUGAUACUAUGUUUUCAGGACGUUUCAGUAGACUGCCUCGAAUUAAAACAAGAAACCAAGGCAGGAGGACUGUUUUAUAUAAUGAUGAUUCUGAUAAUGACAAUUUUGUGUCCACUGAAGAUCCUCUAAAUCUUGGUACAUCCAGAUCAGGCAGAGUCCGUAAAAUGACAGAAAAAGCCAGGGUUAGCCAUCUCAUGGGAUGGAAUUAUUAACAGUUAAUAAAUUUAGAAUAAUUUAAAAAGUUUAAUGGCCUUCUACUGCAGGGAAUUUACCAGGAAAUCUACAAAGCAAGUUGUGUGGGGACUUCUGCUUCCUUUCACAUUGGUGCUUUUUCCAUUAUGCCAGUAUACAUUUGUUUCAAGACUUUUGAUCUCCACACUUCAUUUGUUCAAACAAGCCUUACUCAUUAGGCCUUAAAUUUUAAAAAAUUCUAUACACACACACACACACACACACACACACACACACACACACCACAGACACACUACAGAUUUACUACAUGAAGGGAGCAUUCAGCUUCUUAAGAGUAGCAUGACAUUUUUAUCUCAAUGGAAUAUCCCUCUUUUGCUUUUGUAUCACAGAAGUAUAGCACCUUCUUACAGAGUUUUAUAUAGUUUGUUUUUGCCAUUUUGAUUCCUGUACCAGUAAUAAUAACUUUUGCACAAUACACCAAUCCUAAAGGCAGCUAUUAAAUGUUUACAGUUUCUAUAUUGUAAGAACGAUCUGGAUUAUUUUACUCUUCCCAGGCCAAACUUUCAUGAAUUGUACUGAACUGAAGUAUAUAUUUAUACUACAGUUUUUUUGGGGGGUGGGGGGUUCUUAAUAUGCUUUUCAUUGAUUUGCUUAAUUCAUGUUAAAGGUGAGAAAGGGUUGGUGCCUUGUAAAUAUGUAGCAAAUCUUUGUGGUGUGUCCUGAUGUGUGCAUUAACUUUAUUAAAAAAGUAAUACUUGAGGUAUCAAUCUAGACAAGGUGCCAAAUGCAAAAGUUUCUUGCAUCCAUUUUCUUUUUCCUAUUAUAUUUUAUUGCAUUAAUAGAACUUGUGUAGCUUAAAAAAUAACUUAAACAUUUGAAAAAUCCUCAUCCACAAAGAAUAACUUAAUAGUAGCUCAGCUACCUCUAUUAACUACAACUACUGGAAACAUUAAGAAAAAUAGAUGCUGUUAUUCAUUACUAAGGAGAAAUAGAACAAGCUUGGUAGGAAUGAAUACUCAUAAGUUAUAAGCUGAGAGGUUGUUAAUAAUUGUAUUGGGUCUCAAAUUAAUAGUUGUAAUUAGCAAACUUUCUUUAGUACGCUCUACCUUAUUAGGCUUUUCUUAGAACAUAUUUGUAUAAGUAGACUUGAUCUACUACUUAUAUAUCUCUGCUACCACUUACUAUUUCACAGCUGUGGGUGACUAGUUUUGAAUUUUAAAAUGUAACACAGCACCUAGUUUGAGUUGGAAUGUUUUGGCUAGCUAAUAUUUUGAAUCAACUUUAAUAGGUUUCUGCUCAUACCAUUCCAAAGGGUUCUUCUGUGAUAAUCUUUCAGAAUAGAACCUGGUUGCACUGCACACUGAUAUUUUGAGUCAUUAUUUUAUAGAUUAAAAAAACUUUAAACCGUAUGGUCUUGUUUACAGCAGUAGAGUGCACAUGGUUCCAUAAGUGAGCUUGAGUUCCAAGAUCAAUUUUACUCCUCAAAUUUGAGAGAUUGCAAAUUCGCUAAUUCAUUAGAUUCUUAGAUUUUUGAGGUGAGAAGGAUAAUAUUGAUCUCUGUUUUUGUAGCAUCCGAUUUGUUGCUCAGAGAUCAGACUUGUGGGAUAAAAGAAACGUUUAAUGUAUGCUUAGUAAUCCCAGGAUAUUUCCUAAGCUAAUGUAUUUGUCUCAUGCUUUCAAUCAUUUCAUGCAUCUGAAAAUCCUUAAGUGCAGAGGAAGGAGUACACACAUAACUUUGCUUUUUUGGUUGGGUUGGGUGGGGGUUAUUCUCCGACUAACAUCUUUAAGCAGUUUUCACUUGCAGUAGAAAUGAUGUUCAGGCUUUAAGAAAGUAUUGUGAAUUAUUAAUGGAACUAACUUCUGUUACUGGACAGUAGAUCAAGCUGAUUUUUUUGUUGUUGUAGUCUACUUUUCACUAAACCAAAAUUACUUCUGGUUGUAACUCAGCUGCCACUUUUAACCAUAAUAUAGAUUCAAAAACAUUUAUGUUUAAAACUCUACAUUUGAUUUUUGCUAAAAUGUACUAUUUUAGUUAUUCAUAUCUUAGACAUUUAGACUAAAUUUGUGCCUGUGUUUUCCUGGAAUCGAUAACACUUUGGCCUACCCUAUUCAAAGUAACAUAGUUACUUAAAUUCAUGGAUAUACUCAAAUGUGUAUCAUGUGUAUCGUUUUAGUGUGAAAAAAAUUUUUUGACAUUCUUCUAUGAAGAGCCGACCUCUUGAAAUGUAGAAGAAUUGCCAUUUGUGUGAUUUAGCUAUCUCAAGCUUUAUUUAUAAUUUAUUUUGAAAAAUAAAAAUGGCACAUUUAUUUCCCAAACGUCAAGAUUUUCUAGGUUUAGAUAAUUAGAAUAAUAAGGCUGAAGACAUUUUUAAGCAUAUUUUAUAUGUAGUGAGAUACUGUGAAAAUACUAGUGAACAGCAUUUUGCUGUAAUAUUGAUUUCAGUUAUUAGGAUUUAAAGUUAGUCACCAGGGUAUGUUAGAUGAGCAUAGUUAUCAUUUAUUACAAAACAAACAGAUUGUUUUCUGUUUGCAUGCAAAUUAUUUUAAUAAGUGUGAAAAUAAAAGUUUGGAAGACAGUAUUUUUACUUUUAUAUCUGGACUCCCUCCCCCCCAUUUAUACUUUGCUUUUUUUUGUAAUACCACCUCCUGUGAAUGUGUUGUAAUUUAUAUCGCAUUGAUAUUUUAUCACUUAAAUUUUUUAGAGGUCCUUAAAACCUAAAUAAGAUCUGGGUUUAGCCAUAGCAAAGCAAGUAGGAAAUGAGCUAAGAAUUUUGAAGAAAAGUCUAAAUCUUAAAUGAAUUGCUAAGAAAAAAACAGUUACAUUUAGGCCCAUGAGACCAUAUACAUGUACAAGCCUAUUCCUAUGCUAGAUAUUAACAGUCAUUGAAUUGUAAUAUUUCUCAUGAAUGCUAAUAAUGUUUUAAUUCCCAGCUUUAAGAUCCUAGCAUGUGUAUCUGUUUAUGAAAACAGAAUUGUGUGUUUCUUCUAUGGCUUGCUGUGUGUAUCUCUUCCAGCAAUAGGAUGCUCUCCAAAACAUUCACUAGCCUAUUAAUGUAAUGACUAGAUACGUUUGUGUGUGUGCACGCGUGCGCUUACGCCCGCGUGCACACACACACACAUGCAUAGGUCUAUAUGUAGAUUUUUUUCCCCAACUUGACACGCUUUAUCUCAGACAAUAAAAAAAAGUUUGUAUGGAAGACAGCUGUUUUCACUGUCUACCAAUUUAUUGCCUCUGUUGUAAAGCGCUUAGCCUGUAUAUAUACUGCUUGAUCAUCCAUAUCAUUAUGCCUUCUAGAUAAACAAUCUAGGUUUUGUCAUGUACAUGUGUCCUAUUUUUUUUAAUCUAAUUUGCCCUUCUUUCAUGUGUUUCUGUGUCUGUUUCCCUUCCCAGAGAUCAGGCUUGUGCUGGAAUUCUUCCAUACAGCACUUUGUUUCACCCAGAGGCUAAGAAACUGAGUAAAAUUAAUAAAUCUUAUUCUGCACAACUGUGUGCUCAGAUACCUAACUCAGCCUUCCAGUACUUUGAAGUAAAUUUGAGUCAUUUAUCUUUGUUGUUGUUUUUGUUGUAAUCCUAGGUUGUCAUCAGACAAUAACAGAAUGAUUAAAAGAGAAAGAUGUGAAUGCUACUUCUAGCUUUUUGAUAAAAACUUUUUUGAGCAUUUUUCAAAAUUUAUAUGUUGUGGUAGUGAUAAAAUUAAACACCUUAUUGCUCAUAUAUCUCGGGAAUUAUUUUAUGCACAUUUACCAACUGGUACUUAUCUUUAAAGUUGGAAUUUUCUUUUUUUUUAAGCUGGAAUUUUCACAUCCACAAAAAGACUUACAUCCUGUAUAAUUUUCAGUAUACUUUGAUAUCCAGCCUUUUAAACAAUUACCAACAUUUCAAGUUCUGAAAUAAAUAGUUUACUUCUGGGGGAAGGAAUGGAACUUUCAACAUUUAAAGUUCAUUGUUUUAAAUGUUAACUCCAUCUCCAACAUCUUUGUGUUACAUGAGAGUUUAUGAAAGUUAUAUUGAAAAUAUAAUAUGCUAACAUGGUUUUUUAAGGCUUAUUUUAAAAAAUAGUGUGAAAAUAUUUUCAUGCUUUUUUGCUUUUCACCUCUCAGUAGUUUCUUUACCAAGUUUAAUUUACCAAAUUUAACAAGUUUUGAUUAAAUUCUAAUUAUGAGGUUAAAUUAUUUUCAUGGUGCUAUAUUUUGUAUAAUAUGGAUUGCCCUCAAAUUUUUUUGACAUUUAUUUCUUAUAUAGUCUUAUCCUUGAUUAUUUCCUUUUCCAUCAUUUCUCUCCUGCUUGCUUUUAUCCUCUUUUCUCUUUCUGCAAUGAAGAGUGCACCUAAUUUAGCAAACUUCAACAAGACUGGCAAUUUAUGAUUCAUUGAUGGAAGAAGUACAGUAGAAAGGCCCUGCAGUUUAGAGUUAAGGUGUGUUUGUUUAUUUAUAUGUAUGCCCAUUUGUUAUUCUUAUACCUAUCUUAAUUAAAUUUAGAAUAUGAGACUUUGACAUAAAAGCAUUGUAAGUAUUUUCUAAAAAAUAAAACUAUUGAUACAUAUUAAAAUCGCCAUUGGUAAUUGACUUUUAAAAUCACAUACAAAAAUAUUUAGAAACACAGUUGGGAAAUGUCUUUUUACAUAUAUCACCAGAUACACAUUAGGCAGUACUACAAAUGUUAAUUCUUUAAACAAUACUGUGGUGAUGGCAAUCAGUAAUUUAUUUCUUUGUCCUGUAACUUAUCAUCCUUGUCUUCUGUAAUCCCUUACAAAGUAUUAACAAAACUGUACUUUAUGUUUGUUCUUAGUACCCAUAAAUUUUAAGGUGGAAAAUCAUUCAGUUAAUAGUUGAUGUGAUAUUGUAUAUGGACAAAAUGUCCAUUAAACUAAAAUUCAGUAAAGAAAGGUAAACUAAACUGGCUUGGUUUAUAAAAUAUGUUUUAUU